This is a messenger RNA of Selaginella moellendorffii, 1752 nucleotides long. RefSeq names its product pentatricopeptide repeat-containing protein At4g02750. Lineage: Eukaryota; Viridiplantae; Streptophyta; Lycopodiopsida; Selaginellales; Selaginellaceae. The record is from RefSeq and is a predicted model, not a curated record. Gene Ontology annotation, molecular function: protein binding. The transcript has a single exon. Bases 1 to 1752 code for a protein of 583 amino acids.
AUGCUGCGCGGCGAUCACAAUAUCCGCGCUUCCGUGGAGGCGAUCGGCCACCACUCGCGGAAUGGAUCCCUGCCGGACGCGAUGCGCGCCUUCGAUUCCAUGCCGGCCUGGAACCUGGUGGCCUGGAACGCGAUCCUUGCCGCCUGCGCUCGCGGCCGGGAGCUCGACCUCGCCGCCGCGAUCUUCCGGCGCAUGCCCGAUCGAAAUCUCGUGUCCUGGAACUCGAUCCUGGCGGCGUCCAUCCGGGCGGGGCGGCUGGAUAGCGCCGCGGCGAUAUUUCGCGAGAUGCCGGCCAGGGAUCUUGUUUCUUGGACCUCGAUGCUCGGCGCCUACGCGCAGCUGUGGGGGAUGAUCCACCAGGCCGAGGAUUUCUUCCGCGAGGCGAUGCCGCAGCACGAUCUGAUCUCCCUGACCUGCAUUGUGACGGCGUUCGCCAGCGCCGGGCAGCUCGAUCGAGCCAAGGAAGCGUUCGAUCGCGCGCCCGCGAGGGAUCUCGUGCUGUGGAACUCGAUCCUGGCUGCCUACGUCCACGCCGGCCGAGUCGACGACGCGAGGAUGACGUUCGAUCGCAUGCCGGAGCACAGCCUCGUCUCCUGGAAUUCCAUCAUCGCUGCGUAUUCCCAUCAGCCGAUCGAGGCCGCCAGGCUCUUCGCCGCGAUGCCGGAGGAGAAUCUCGUGUCCUGGAACUCUCUCAUUGCCGCGCACAGCAAGAUCGUCGACGAGGCCGCCAAGAUCUUCGUUGCGAUGCCAGAGAAAGACCUGAUUUCCUGGACGACGAUGCUCUCUGCCUUUGGCGAAAGCGGCCGGAUCGAUGAAUCGAAGCACCUCUUCGAUCGAGCGCCAGAGAAAACCCUAGCGCUUUGCAAUGCGAUGCUCAAUACAUAUGCCAGGCACGGGCAUCUGCAGUGCGCAAAGAGCAUACUCGACAACAUGCCGGUCCACAGCCUUUCUUCUUGGAGCUCUUUUCUUACAGCAUAUGCCAGUAAUGGGGAUUUACAUGCCGCUAGCCAGAUAUUCUCUUCUCUUCCUUGCAAAGAUUCUAUCCUUUCAACCGCCAUGCUCGCGGCAUUUGCCGAUAGAGGGCAUUUGCAAGAGGCAAGGCAAAUCUUCGCCGCUAUGCCCGAUCGCGACGCCAUCGCCUGGAACACCAUCCUCGUCGCCCACGCUCGCGCCGGCAAGCUCCACAGCGCGGAGAAGAUCUUCGAUCGAAUGCCCCACGGCCAGCGCGAGCUCAUCGCGUGGGCGACGAUCCUCACGGCCCACGCGCAAGCCGGCAUUCCCAACCAUGCCCGCCGCGUCUUCCACGAGAUGCAAGCGUGGGAUCAUCUCGCCCACGACGCGUGCUUCACGAAUUUCCUCCUGGCUUGCAGCCGCGACGGCCGGGUCGAUCAAUCGAGGCAGUGCUUUGGGUCGAUGAGCGUGGAUUUUGGGCUGCGCCCAUCCAAGCAGCACUACUGCUGCGUGAUCGACGCGCUGGGGCGAGCCGGGCACGUCGACGAUGCGUACGGGCUGGUGGCGGGCAUGCCGUACGUGGCCGACGCCGUGGACUGGCUUUGUUUCUUGAGCUCUUGCAAGAGCUCGUGCAAAAGCUAUGGCCAUUUCCAGCGCAGGAGGCUCGCCGUGGAGAAUGUUUUAGAGCUCGAGCCGCGCAAUGGGCCGGCCUACAUUGUCCUCGCAAACGCUGCAAGGAUCGAUGGGGUGGACCUUCGCCCGAUCACUCCAGAAAGAGAAGAGAAAACAAACAAUCGUUGA